UUGAACCCCCCCUUCAACCCUCUAUGCCCACAGCCCCCUAGUGCAGGGCUUGGCCACUGUAUUUGGCCUCCUCACUCGAGGCUGCUCGCUUUGGCUGGCUACAGCAUGAAGACCGGGGUAGCCGCCCUGGUUGGGGGCUUGCUGGGGGGCUUGGGUGUACUCUGCUUCUUGGUGUCGUUCGGCACGGAUUACUGGCUGUUAGCGAGCGACAACUGCGGGGGGCUCGGACAGCUGGAGACGACACUUCACACUGUCAGUGCUAAGGAGCAGCCCAACAGCACCGAGGGAGCAGAGGUGACGGACCCCAGCCUAUCCUCGCUCACUCUCCAUCAUGAGGGCUUCUUCUGGCGCUGUCUGUUCCAGAGCGACCCCUCAUUGCACGUAGUGUGGGCUGUUUUGUUCACAAACCAGCCAAGAUCUAAAGCCUGUGUUCAUGGAUACCUCUUCCCUCUACCUGUUGCGGUCGGACCGGUCCCUCAUCCGAUUUACGAUGCCACUGCAGUGUUCCGUGGCUUCUGGACCAUGCUUAUAAUCCUGGCCAUUGCUGCUAGUGUGACCGGUGGAUUCCUGCUGGUGUGUGCAGUGCCUUUUGUCAGCCACAAACUCUACAAGGCGGGUGGUGCCUUUUUCAUCACAGCAGCAUGUCUUUUCCUGGUGCUGGUGGGCCUGUUCGUACUGUGGAAGGAGCUAGUGGACGUGAGGCGAUACAUCCUACAGGAGCGAGGGGAGGGCUGCCCUGAUGCCUAUCUGGAGGCACACUAUGGCUGGUCCUUCAUGGUGGCGGUGGCUGGUAUCCCCCUGGUCCUCCUCUCUGGCCUUCUUUUCUUUUGCAUAGGGAAGCACCUUCAGAAACACACGUAAGACAGCAGAGUGGCAAAGAGAGGCUGCGUGGAGAACUGACAGUGUGCACAGCUGGGAUGAACGCUGAUCAAAACAAUAUGCAUGCAAAAGAACUGCGUCUCAUAAUGUUUCAGUGUGAUUAAAAUGUAUUAGGAAAUAAUUCAAUGCAUCGAUCGCAAAUUUCAAAUUAUGAUUAGAUUAAUUUUAAAAAUACAGUGAAUACACAAACUUGACGGAGGAUCUAUUUAUACGGUGCUGGAAAAGGAACUACAAAAACAAUACACUAAGCUUUUUAGGGGUUUACAUUUAUUGGCCAAAAAAAAGAGUGCAUGCUUGAUUGUGUACUAUAACAGCCCAAAACUGAUGCAGUUCAGAUCAGUACAUCUUGAUCGCUCCUAGCAUGCUAUAAAAUGGGCAGAGUUUUGAACAGCAGUACUGAGAUUCCAAGUGUUGCGUCUUGAUACGUGAGCCCCCUUGACAUGAAAACAUUACAGUCUCCAUUAGCAUUUCUUUUAAGAUUAUUUUAUAAAUGCUCACAUACACUUUUACAAAAACACAAGCUGAGUUAAAGUGCUAUAAAACAGUUAGGAAUGAUUAAUAGCACUGAGCACCAAGUUGCAUGGUUUGUUGGCAACAUCUAUGAAUAUCUUUAUAUAAACUAUGCAGAUCUUUAAUUUAAGUGUGGCUAUAAUGCUUAAAAUGAUUUCUAUUUAUUAUUAUUCUUUUUUAAAUAACAGAAAUGAAGAUUGAAGAAGCACUGUUAUAUGAUCAGCUAGCACUGAUGUGCUCACUAAUCUUAGUAUAGUAAAAAAGUAAGAACACAAUUAGAUUGAAAUUAGUUAUAUUAUGCAAUGUCUAGUGUAAUAUUUCAUUUAACAAGAAAUGUUUAAUUGUAGAACCAAGAAAAGAAAUAAAAACUAAGCAUAUAAAACCCAAAAUGAAUAAGAAAGUAAACUUCAAACUGGACAACUAUUCAAUAAGAAUAUUGUGACUGCUUGAAAAGAAAAUUGGCUAUAUCUAGAUUUACAUUCUUAACAAAUGAAUAGUACCAUCUAAGCAAACCCUGAAGCCACACAUCAUUCAUACUGAUAUCAAGUUAAAAUGUCUAGGUUUCUAUAAGGAAAUAGGUUUUGGUGGGACAUGUAGACUUGUUUACAUGUUGUUUAGCUGUAAUCGCUGAACAGAUUACCUAAAUACUUGUACUGUUGCCUGGAAUGUCAGCCAUAAUUUGAUGAAUACUGUGUAAUAUAUUUGUCUGACACUAAACAAUUUGCAUGUUUUUUUUUUUGUUUGUUUCUUCCAUUUCCAAAAUAUAAACGGUGUCUAUUUAUCUUUUUGGCAGCACUGCUUAGUUAUAAAGAAACUCUGCGAUUCAGUGGUAAAGAUAGUGUACGAUUAUCUACUGCUUUCUCGACAGACCAUAUGUAUAGCACUAGCCCGUGGGGCACCAUUUCCACUGCAGCCCACUACAGUCAGUGUAUAUAUUCUUGUGGUGUGUUAUACAUUCAUUAUGCAACACAUGCUGCCCACAAACAGAGGUCUACAAUGGCUAAGGGUCUGGGUGUGGGGAAGGAGGGAGAAAGAAGGAGAGAGAGAGAGAGAGAGCGCAAGACAGGCGAGCAGGCUGUUCCCCAUUCAUGGCUGAUUGAAAUGAGAUCAAAAGCGGGCAGCACUUUGAUAAAUGCACAGCUGUCUGCUCCAUGGCACUGCUUGUGUACAGUAGAGGGGCCACCUGCCUCUGCCCUCCCCCCGGGGAGUGCUGGUCACCUGACCCAAGCCAGGCUUGAGGGUUGAAGGCUGAGAGCGCUCAUGACAGUCAUCUAAAUAAUUUGCAUAUCAGAGUCAGCCCUGGACCCUUAACACUGCACACACCAGUGAAUCCCCUUAACAUGGCAAGCUAGCAUGAAAGCACAAGCACAAAAAUAAAAUUGGGUUCUUGAAAACA
Colossoma macropomum (tambaqui) is the source of this 2785-nucleotide messenger RNA. RefSeq names its product transmembrane protein 182-like. The record is from RefSeq and is a predicted model, not a curated record. Gene Ontology annotation, cellular component: membrane. The transcript is spliced from 5 exons. NCBI's taxonomy places the organism in Eukaryota, Metazoa, Chordata, Actinopteri, Characiformes, Serrasalmidae. Bases 106 to 861 code for a protein of 251 amino acids.